Messenger RNA from Fusarium subglutinans, 696 nucleotides. RefSeq lists its product as uncharacterized. The transcript has a single exon. The record is from RefSeq and is a predicted model, not a curated record. Bases 1 to 696 code for a protein of 231 amino acids. NCBI's taxonomy places the organism in Eukaryota, Fungi, Ascomycota, Sordariomycetes, Hypocreales, Nectriaceae.
AUGUAUAUUUCUGAUCAACCCAUUGCCUCACUUCCUCCGAAGUAUGAAACUCCCAAAUUCGCCCCCGAAAGACCUAGUGGCCGCCAAGCGGAAUCUCAUAUCAAUGCGGAGCUCAAGACCAACCACGAGCCCCGACCAUUGCCACGACGCCAGCUCAUCAACCGCUACUGGAAAGUAGUAUUCACACUGACAAUACUUCUCUUCAUAUUCACCCCUACACGUUCUAUCAGCCCACCAAAGCUCGAUGAGGGCACCGUGCUGCAAAUGGCUCAUCGUAUGAACAACCUUGCCGUUCCAUGCCCUAAAGAUCUACCGCUGAAUAUCCAACACAAUCCUCCUCCCAACCAACAAACCGUUGCGACACUCGCCGAGUUCGAGAAGCUAUCACAGGAGUAUUUGCGACAAGGCCACGCACUAUACUGCAGUCUGAUGAACCCAGAUUCCCCCCGGCCCAGCGACUUUAGUUACAUCUACGCACUGCCCAAGGACACUGUCAGAUACCUUUUGCUUGAGACCAACACAUCAGUGUUUGAAGAACCUGUCGUUGCCCCAAUCUUUGAGCGAAGUAGACGCAUCGUGCUUGUUGAAAAGGCCAGGCGGCAUAGAUUAGCGAGGAUUAUUCAACAAAAGAUCGAGGAAUUGUAUAUACAGAAGGGCCUUGUUUCGAUGAAUCAAUAUAUGAAGAAGUCGAUAUGA